Molecule: messenger RNA, 4281 nt
Organism: Sardina pilchardus (European sardine)
Lineage: Eukaryota; Metazoa; Chordata; Actinopteri; Clupeiformes; Clupeidae
Gene: ppp2r5ea
Product: protein phosphatase 2, regulatory subunit B', epsilon isoform a
Exons: 14
Coding region: 543-1988 (481 amino acids)
Biological process (GO): signal transduction; protein dephosphorylation
Cellular component (GO): protein phosphatase type 2A complex; nucleus; cytosol
Molecular function (GO): protein phosphatase activator activity
Source: RefSeq, a predicted model, not a curated record
UGAGCAAGUAACCAGCUACCAUGUAUCUGAGGUUGAAAUAUUCACAAUAGAGUGAUGAAACCUCAUUUUUGGCGGAAAUUAAAAGGGAUACAAUACAUUUAAGCAGAUUUGACGAGUGCCUCACAAUUAGAUGGAUUCUGUGCAACUGGGAUGUAUCUAUAAAUCUUUGUCGGGAUAACACGGACCCCACCGAAUACUGUUAUUCAUGCAGUCUCAGACUAGGAGGAUUAUUUCGUCUGGUUAGCCAACUAGCUAGUCAGCUAGCUCGCUAAUGUUGGCUUGCCAGAGGUUGGUUCACUGGCUGGCCGGUAAGCGUGAACUGUGUCAUCCCAAAAGGACAAGAUAACUAUUUUAGAAUUAUCUUUGUCCCGUGAAGAAGCAAGCUGCAGAGACCCCCUAAUUAGGCGUUAGCUAGCUGUUCAGCUAGCUAGCUAGCUAGCUAACAUCCUCACACGGGACUGCUCCAUAGAAGUAGUAGCUAGCUGACGACGAGCUAACUACCACCCCCACACGGCAUCGACAACAAAAAAAUCAAGAGGACCAUGUCGUCCACGCCAGCUGGACCACCGUCGGUGGACAAGGUGGACGGCUUCACCCGCAAGUCUGUGCGGAGAGCCCGGCAGAGGAGGGCUCAGAGCUCCUCCCAGUUCCGCGCUCAGGACAAGCCCAUUGAGCUGACCCCCUUACCACUGCUCAAAGAUGUGUCCGCUCAGGAGCAGCCGGAGCUGUUUGUCAAGAAGCUGCAGCAGUGCUGCGCCCUCUUUGACUUCAUGGACACGCUGUCCGACCUCAAGAUGAAGGAGUACAAGCGCUCCACGCUCAACGAGCUCGUGGACUACGUCACCGUCAGCCGCGGCUACCUGACCGAGCAGACCUACCCUGAAGUGGUCAAGAUGGUGUGCUAUAACAUCUUCCGGACUCUUCCGCCCAGUGACAGCAAUGAGUUUGACCCUGAGGAGGACGAGCCCACACUGGAGGCCUCCUGGCCUCACUUACAGCUGGUCUACGAGUUCUUCAUCCGCUUCCUGGAGAGCCAGGAGUUUCAGCCCAGUGUGGCCAAGAAGCACAUAGACCAGAAAUUUGUCUUGCAGCUGCUGGAGCUGUUUGACAGUGAGGACCCUCGGGAGAGGGACUGUCUGAAGACUGUGCUGCACAGAAUCUACGGCAAGUUCCUGGGCCUGCGCGCCUUCAUCCGCAAACAGAUUAACAACAUUUUCUUAUGUUUUGUCUACGAGACGGAGCACUUCAACGGUGUGGCUGAGCUGCUGGAGAUCCUGGGCAGUAUCAUCAAUGGCUUCGCUCUUCCACUGAAGGCCGAACACAAGCAGUUCCUGGUCAAAGUCCUGCUGCCGCUGCACACGGUCAAGAGCCUGUCACUCUUCCACGCACAGCUGGCCUAUUGUAUUGUACAAUUCUUAGAGAAGGACCCGACGUUAACAGAGCCAGUAAUCAGAGGCUUGCUGAAAUUCUGGCCCAAAACGUGCAGUCAGAAAGAGGUGAUGUUUCUGGGCGAGUUGGAGGAGAUCCUGGACGUCAUCGAGCCCACCCAGUUCGUCAAGAUCCAGGAGCCACUCUUUAAGCAGAUCUCCAGAUGUGUGUCCAGCCCCCACUUCCAGGUGGCAGAGCGUGCACUCUACUACUGGAACAACGAGUACAUCAUGAGCCUGAUCGAGGAGAACUCCAACGUCAUCCUGCCCAUCAUGUUCGCUAGUCUCUACCGCAUCUCCAAAGAGCACUGGAACCCGGCAAUCUCUGCUUUAAUCUACAACGUGCUCAAGGCCUUCAUGGAGAUGAACAGCACUUUGUUUGAUGAGCUUGCCGCCACCUACAAAGCAGAUCGCCAAAGGGAGAAGAAGAAGGAGAAGGACCGCGAGGAGCUGUGGCGACAGUUGGAGGAGCUGGAGCUGCGGAGGGCCAUCCAGAACAGCGACGCCUCCUCCACCGCCUCCACCGCCGCCGCCGCCCCCGCCCCCGUCAUCCCCACCUAACAACCGCAGCGGCCACGGGCGCCCUGCCCCCUCAGCCUUCCUCCACCCUCCUCUCCCUCACUUCCACCCACCCUGCCUCCAUUCAAUUACAUCUCUCCAACCAACGGGGAGAUGAUGGAGGGAUGGAGAGAGGGAGAGAGAGGGAGGGAGGAAGAGGGAGCGAGAAACGUCUCACCUCAUACCUUGCUCCUUACUUUACUGUAGAGUUCCACUGCACUCACUUCAACCCCCCCACCCCCCACACGCCCCCUUUUUUGAUUUUGUGUCUCAAUAGCACUGUAAAUAUUUUUAUCCUCUCUUGUUUUAUCCUCCUGAUUACAAUUACACUGAAAGGAAAAUGAAAAUUACCAAAAAAAAAAAAAAAAAGAAGGAACCACAUUGAAAAAAAAAAAAAAAAUCCAACUUAACAAGCUAAAGAAUUGUGUAUACCUGUGGGAAGAAGAGACUUGAAAGGCACUCCAUUUGGGGUAUUUUGUUUUUGUUUUUUAUUUUGGAGUCUAGUAAAACACGAGAGAUGAAAUGAAUGAUUUUACUUGUAAGAAGAUAAUCAGCCCCUGGAUCGAUGUCGGGGAUAUGGCCUCUUACUGUCCUACUCCUCCGGAGGUCCAGUCUUAUUUUUUGUUUUGUUCCUCCUUUCUUUUGUCUUUUUGUUUAAUUAUUUGCAAAGAAAGGGACAGUAGAAACCUCCUCCUCUUUCAAAGCCAGCAGCUACAAAGAGGAAUCUGAGGCCUCGCUCACCAAUUCUCCAAAAUGGCCUCUUGGCAAAGUUUUUUUUUUUUUUGUCUUGUUUGUUUUGUUUUCUGUCUAAUUCAACAGUAAACACAGACCUCUGUCCCUCUUGACCUGGGCAACGAUAAACAGUUGAACAAAUCAAAGAAGUGACGGAAGAUGACCGAAGUCGUCGCAAUCGGUGGCUUCGUUUCCCUCACUCGACCAAUGGCUCCGCUCCCUUCUGCGUCGGCAGACUUUUGUAAAGAACCAGCAUUUUUCUUCCGAAGACCUCCAGACCAACAGCACUUCUCACCUCACCUCACCUCACCUCUCCUCAACUCAACUCCUCUUCGAGUCCUCAACCGUAUCCACAUCCAUGGGUUGGUGCUAGUCAGGCACUGGCAUCUUUCCGGCCAACUUCAAAAUAUGGUGACCCCCCACCAAUCGCACCCCGGUUUUCCUCCCUCCUCUCCUGAAGGAGUUUUAUUUUUCUAUAUAUGUUGGAGAAAAAAAAAAACAAAACAAAACAAUAAGCUAGGCAGCGACCUGGUUUGUGUUCUAACAUGUUAAUCCUUAUCCCUCGUGGGAGAUCCCUGAGGACCUGACAACCCCAUAGAUAUGUGGAUGUGUGUGUGUGUGUGUGUGUGUGUGUAAUCCACCCUUUACACAUUUGAGAGCUGUCCCGGAAGCCCCCUCCAACCAGACAGGGGGUGCUGUGGUUGACAUGGACUCUUAACGAAUCUGGGUGGUGCAUAGUGUGUGUUAUUCGCAAUCCAUUUCAAUAGUGUUUUCUAAGAUGGACUUUUUAAAAGCUUCGAGGUCGGGAAGGGGGCCCCUCUCUAGAGGCUACAUCUGUGUGAUUUGUCUCGAGGGGGCUUGGCUCUUGCCUGACUAGUGAGUUGACCAGUGCCUUGACUGGUCUGUUUGAUGUCCCUUCAUGAGACCCUUCAGUGACGGAUAGAGGAGAAGCCAGCAUAGCAGGGGGACCACCAGGACUUGGGUUUGGAAAUGGUUGCAUCGUACCGCAGAAGUCCAUAAAACAGAUGUAAAACAAUAGUUAAAUACGGGGAGCCAAUGUUUUGCGAGGAAGAGGAGUGUAUGAGAGCACUUAACAUUGAAUGGUAUCCAGAAUAUUUUGAGCUAGUUUUUUUUUUUUUUUUUUUUUUUUUGUCUUUCCUGAAGGAUGUGGUGUUUCAAGGAAAAAAAUGAAAACAAACAAGUUUUAUUUUAUUUUUGUGUUAUUUUAUUUUAAUUUUUUGUAACAGAGUGUAUGUGUGUGUGCGUGUGUGUGUGUGCGUGUGUGUGUGUGCGUGUGUGUGUGUGUGUGUGUGUGCGUGCGUGUGUGUAUCCUCACUCCAGCUCAGUUUUCAGUCUUACUCCUUUGUUUCUGUAUCCCAACCAACCCGACCCCUCUUUUCUCCCACAUUUCGCUGUUUUGUGACGGCCCUGGUUUGAUAUGAUUUAAAUAUGACAAAAUAAUAAUGAAAUUAAGAUUUUAAAGGGUUGGAAGUGCAAAAGCAAAAGAAAAAAAAAUAUUUUAAAAAGUCAAGAAAUAAGAAAUAAAACUUGUUUUGCGAUAAAA